AUGAGUACCCGGCCAAGCCCCGCUCCGUUUAAGCGAUCGAUCGACGGAUUGUUCAACGUGUGGCUCAACCUGCGGAACCAAGGGCACGAGAAACCGCUCCGGAACGCACUGUACAAUGUGCUAGUGGUCGGUGUGAUUGCGGUCAUCGUCGGUGUAACGCUUGUGCUGGCGCCCUUCUUUAAGCCGCUGCUGUGGGCAUUUCUGUUCGGGGCGGUACUGUUUCCGGCCAAAAAACACCUUUCCGCUUCGCUCAAGCGUUGGAUCGAACGGAUCGAGAAGGAUGACAAGUACCUGUUGCUUGGUGUGGUAAGCGCACCGCUGUGCUGGGUUGAUUCGCUGGGCGAGUUUCUUACCAGCUGGCUGAAGGACCAUCUGAAGAUAAUAACGGGACUGGUCGGUGGGCUGGUUACGUUGCGUUUCAUAUUGUGGUUAACGCCCAGCGAGGUGUUUUUCUCCAUAUGGAAUUUUAUCGUGUGGAUACACUCACUGUUUCGAACGCUUCUGGGGUCGCUCUCGCUGCAAAUGGUGGUCGUCAUAUUGCUGGUAUACGUCGUAAGCGUAUACUUCCUCUGGACACCGGAUUAUUCCCUGCCGUUUCUGGUGAUUGGACAGUUUCUGUGGAUGGUUAUCGUUGGGUAUGGUAGCAGCUUUCUCGGAGCACUGCAGGUGCCCGUAUUUCUUGGCCUACUGCUGUACGGACUGGUUGGGUUAAUAUACAACCUGCAGAAGGAUGAACGUAACGUGCGCUUCAUCGACAAGUGGCAUAGCCUGCUAGAUGUGACGAGCUACCGGCUGGAGGAUUCUGUCGUCGCUACAAGUUCCACUCACUUAGAAGCGUCCCGAAUCGAGGAGAUUAAAUCAAAGCUACGGUUAGACGUUACGGCAACGCCACAGCUUUCCAGCACGAUGAACGAUCAAACCGGCCACGGAAGCAGUACUUAUCCACCUAGUAUGCUCACCAACGUGGAAUCGCUUGAAAGUGACACAUACUUCCGGCUCCUGUUUUACGCUUGCGGGGCCACACUUGUUUGGAUGCAUACUUGGUUGCUGUUUCUCGGUUGCAUUCCCAUCUGUUUGCACAUCGUGCGAAAAUCGGCCGAAUUUCUGGGCAUUGUAGCGUACGUAUCGCAACAGUCGCACCUCCACUGGCAAGCACUCAAGCAGUGGCUUUUCCCGCGACAUGCCGCACUGCUUCCGCUGUGUUUACCCGGCAUAUUGCGGCUGAACAGCAACAUUCAUCGGUACGCGUGUGCUAAGCUGCGAUCGUACAUCGAUGACAUCACGUCGAUCGUAAUGAUAGGCUUCCUGAUCGUGCUCGUGAUGCUCAUCAGUGUGUUUGCUUUCGCGCAAAUCUACUCGGAAGCGAUUGCCGUCGCACAGCUUGGAUCGAAUCUCGUCAACCGCACACUGAUACACCGACCGGAACUGAUUGAAAUGUUACCAAUUGAUAUGCAAUCGAUGGAUAAUAUUAUCGACAACGCGUACAAGUACGGCCGCUCUCACAUCGAGCAGUAUGUGGACGGUAUCUUCAAUGAUACCGAUCCGACCCAGGCGAUCAAGCUGAAGAUGCAGAUCUUGAGCGUGUGGGAUCGGUUAAUACAAAGCUGGAUGGAUCGUAGCAAUGGCGAUGGAAUGGUUGGACCACGUGUGCCUGCUCAGGCAAUACGCAUGACGAUUGAUGAAAUUUUUAUAAACCCAAUUACGAAAGCAGGUCUGAUUGGCUUCAUAAAGAGCAACUUCGGCAUGCUUUGGGAGGUGGCCGAUUCGCUGUGGAUGCUUUUAAGAACUAACCUAACACUGCUGCUGUCCGCCGUUGGUACGCUUGUGUCAGCCAUCCUUGGUGGUGGUCAUGCGGUUUUGAAAUUUUUAUUCCACACUAUCAUUUUCUUUACGACACUGUUUUAUCUGCUACAAAGCAGUCAAGAUCGAUACGCACCGACGGCUAUUAGCAUCAACAAUUCAUGGGGACCCCGCAUCAUACAGGCGCUGGAAGAUUCCAUAUCAAGCGUGGUUGUGGCCACGCUCAAGCUAGCCCUCUUUCAUGGGCUCUUCACCUGGCUGACGCACACCGUGUUCGGGGCGCACAUCGUUUAUCUGCCGGCUGUGCUGGCAUCGGUGUUGGCGGCUGCCCCCUUUCUGGAGACGUACUGGUGCAGUGCACCGGCCUUUCUCGAUCUGUGGCUGUCGCAGGAUCGGUUUUGGCUCGGUAUCACCUUGGUGUUGAUACACUUCAUCGUCCCGUCCAACUUUAAUCCGAUCAUUCACUCGGAGAUAAAAGGCGGAGGCCAUCCGUACCUGACGGGCCUGUCAAUUGCGGGCGGAAUGUAUUUAUUCGGCCUGGAAGGUGCAUUGCUAGGGCCGCUGUUACUUUGUUUGCUGGUCGUUUUGUUUGAAGUUACCAUUAGCGCUAUCCGAGAUAGUCCGGCCACGCCACAAACUAGAAAAUCAAGCCUAGAUACAAACAACGACAUUUAUUCGCCCGCGACGACCAACAACUUCCGGUACGCCACAUUCCAGGAGCAGAUGGCCGUGGACGGACCGGCGAACGGCCGUGCUGCAGUGCCGGUGGGAUCGAGCGCGACCACGAUCACCGGAAGUGAUGCCAAUGUACCGACCGCGGGUCAACUUCCCUCCAAUGGUGCAUCUUAA
Messenger RNA from Anopheles marshallii, 2649 nucleotides. RefSeq names its product transmembrane protein 245. Bases 1 to 2649 code for a protein of 882 amino acids. NCBI's taxonomy places the organism in Eukaryota, Metazoa, Arthropoda, Insecta, Diptera, Culicidae. The transcript is spliced from 7 exons. The record is from RefSeq and is a predicted model, not a curated record.